AUGCUGGGAUACACCACGCUGAUCGCUCUCUGGAGCACCGGCUUUCUUGUCGCGUCGAGUGCUGCAGAGUGUUCAGUCGCCGAUGUAUCCGUCAUCGCUCACACCGGCGACCCCGUCGGCAGGGAGGAGGUGUAUAAUGAAAUCAACCUGUACAUAACAGGAAACACGUCCGACACGGCGGUGCUAUACCUGACCGACGUAUUCGGCAUCCAACUACCCGAGAACAAACUACUCGCAGACAGCUUCGGCCGAGCCGGCUACCUCACAAUAGCACCGGACCUAUUCAACGGCACACCAUCCCCAGUGGACAUCAACGGGACGGGGACGCCUGGCUUCAACACAACAGCAUUCCUCGCCGCCCACGGCCCCGAGGUUACGGACCCGAUCAUCGCGACCGCCAUCGACUACCUGCGCACCGCGCUCAACGUGACCAAGGUCGUCACGACCGGGUACUGUUUUGGCGGUCGUUAUGCGUUUCGGGUCCUUGCGGAGGGAAAGGGCGUCGAUGUGGGCUUCGCGGCGCAUCCUAGUCUCCUGGAGGAUGCUGAGAUUGCGGCGAUCACGGGGCCAGCGAGUGUUGCGGCUGCUGACGCAGACAGCUUGAUGCCACCGGAGCGUCGCGCGCAGAUCGAAGCGCUGCUGCUAGACACGGGACUCGCGUAUACGCUCUCGCUGUACGGCGGCACGCAGCAUGGGUUUGGAGUGCGUGCCAAUAUUUCGGAUCCGGAGCAGAAAUUUGGCAAGGAGCAAGCGUUCUUCCAGGCUGUUCGGUGGUUCGAUACAUGGGCUUGA
Molecule: messenger RNA, 792 nt
Organism: Anthostomella pinea
Lineage: Eukaryota; Fungi; Ascomycota; Sordariomycetes; Xylariales; Xylariaceae
Source: the annotation of a GenBank genome assembly